This is a messenger RNA of Phyllostomus hastatus (greater spear-nosed bat), 2612 nucleotides long. It is a transcript of the gene TMEM130, whose product is annotated as transmembrane protein 130. The coding region runs from base 220 to 1524 and encodes 434 amino acids. The record is from RefSeq and is a predicted model, not a curated record. The transcript has 8 exons. Lineage: Eukaryota; Metazoa; Chordata; Mammalia; Chiroptera; Phyllostomidae.
UACAGGGAGAGGGGGAGCGCGGGAAGGGAUGCGGGGAGGGGGGGCAGCUGAGCAGCUGACGUGGGCCAGGGUCGGUGCGGCUGGCUGCGCGCAGCAACACAGGGUCCCAAAGCGAGGAAGAGAGAGCGCCGAGCCUUCACCUCCCCGCACAGCACGCGCCUCGCGCGCAGAGUAGCGGCCAGCGUGUCCUCUCCGGCCACUGCUGCUCCGGGAGCCGCCAUGGCCCUGGCCCUCUGCCCGCGCGUCAGUGGCAUCCUCUGGCUCGCCUGCCUCCUGCCCUUGGCCCCGGCCGUAGUGGCUGCAGGCCUGUAUGAGCUUCACCUCGUCACGGAUAGUCCUGCCACCACCGGGGCAGAGGUGACCGUCACCGCCAGCCUGGUGGCCAGUGACAACGGCAGCCUGGACCUGCCCACCGACACUCACUUCUACCGCUUCCACUGGGUCCACUCCCCAUUGCUGCUCACGGGGAAGACGGAGGAGGCCUUCAGCUCCUCCAUCCGUGCUGUGGGGAGCGUGCCCGGGGACUUCCCCGUGUCCGUCUGGGUCACGGCCGCCAGCUGCUGGAGGUGCCAGCCCGUGGCGAGGAGUGCCCUCGUGCUCUCCAUCACAGAGUUCAUUGCGGGGAACCUCACUGUCACCCAGAACCUGUCCUUGCCCAGACCCAGCUCCUAUCUCACCAAGACGGUCCUUAAAGUGUCCUUCCUCCUCCACGACCCCAGCAGCUUCUUCAAGACGGCCUCAUUUCUCUACAGCUGGGACUUUGGAGACGGCACCCAGAUGGUGACGGAAGACCCGGUGGUCUAUCACAACUACUCCAUCGUCGGGACCUUCACCGUGAGGCUGCAGGUGGUGGCAGAGUGGGAGCAGGCCACGCUGCACGCUGGGAAGGGCGUCGUGCAGAAGACGGGGGACUUCUCCGCCUCGCUGAGGCUGCAGGAGACUCUUCGAGGCAUCCAGGUCUUGGGGCCCAACCAAAUUCAGACCUUCCAAAAGAUGACAGUGACCUUGAACUUCCUGGGGAGCCCCCCGCUGACCGUGUGCUGGCGCCUCAAGCCCAAGUGCCUCCCGCUGGGAGAAGGGGAGUGUCACCCCGUGUCCGUGGCCAGCACGGCCUACAAUCUGACCCACGUCUUCCGGGCCCCCGGGGACUACUGCUUCAGCAUCUGGGCUGAGAAUGUCAUCAGCAAGACGCACCAGUACCACAGGAUCCGGGUGUGGCCCUCCAGCAUCCAGCCGGCCGUCUUCGCUUUCCCCUGUGCCACGCUCUUCACCGUGAUGCUGGCCUUCAUCAUGUACAUGACCUUGAGGAGCUCCACUCACCAGAAGGACAUGGUGGAGGUGGCUGACUUUGACUUUUCCCCCGUGUCUGACAAGAACCCGGAGCCGCCCACGGGGGCCAGGUGCUGCCAGAUGUGCUGUGGGCCCUUCCUGCUGGAGACACCCUCCGAGUACCUGGAGGUGGUCCGUGAGAGCCACGGGCUGCUGCCGCCCCUCUACAAGCCGGUCAAAACCUACACGGUGUGAGCGCCCCCCGCCCCUCUCCGCUUUACUGACUGCCAGCCGGCCGCUUGGGUGCAGCAGGAGGGGUCCGCCCCGGCCGACCAACCAUCUGUACAGUCCAGCCGCUGCCACGAGCCCCCCUCGUCACACCCCCAGCCGUCUGUUCAUCUGUGCAGCGCAGCCACCAACAUAAGCCCCAACCUUUGAAGAGGCCCCAAGUGGGCGGACGCUGCGCUCUGACGCGGCCCGUCCUCGCUCCGGGCGUGCCUGGCUGCCCCUUGCCCCACCCUCGCGCAUUGGCACGUCCGCCGUCUACGUGGGGUUCCAGCCUUCCGCCCCCAGGCAGCCCCGAGAGCUAGGAGGAAGGUGACAGACGGCUAGGGAUGCAUCGUGAAAGGCCACGCGUAGAGACAGGUGGGCACACACACGUGUGUCGCGAGGACAUCUCCAGUGGUUUUCUCCGCAUCAGUUCAGUCGGUCGCCGGGACGUACUCCGAACUGGAACUAAGAUGAAAUCUGACCUUCUCCACUUGGGCCCAACAGCUCCUGGGUCCUGGUCUGUCCCUUUGUGCACUGUCCCUGCGGCUCCCUGGUCCCACCGGAAGGACACCUUGUUCCCUGCCUGCUUGGUGGGGGCGGGGCUAAUACUUGGCGAGUGCAAAGUGCUUUUAUAAAUGGCGCCCUCUUACACUGAGACCACGCUAAUAACUCCCACUGAGAAGAAGGCCUUGAAGCAAAGAGAAGUCGAGCUGGUGGGGACUUGGAAUCCCUGGGAGGGGACGGUGGUCUUGCUGCCCCGCUGCCCCCUGGAGGUCCGAGAAGGGAGAGGCAGGGGAACCGAGCCGGGUGCUCUCGCCUGCAGCCCAGUGGCUGGGGCAGGCGGAGCAGCUGGAGGGAGCGGCUUCUGGGGGCAGCGGAGACGCAGUGAGGCCCCAGCCAACCGUGCAGGGGUGCUGGGAGCAACCGGGGCCUCAGUUUGGUGGGGGCAGGGAGUGGGGCGGGAACUCAGCGGCUGUAGACCUCCGCGCUCAGGCUUUGUGCAGAAAACACUGUCGCGCAGCUCAUGCUCGUGAAACACGCCGUCAUCGCCGAAUAAAGUGUGUGUGCUGUGA